Sus scrofa (pig) is the source of this 2745-nucleotide messenger RNA. NCBI's taxonomy places the organism in Eukaryota, Metazoa, Chordata, Mammalia, Artiodactyla, Suidae. The record is from RefSeq and is a predicted model, not a curated record.
GGGCGCUAGGCCAGCUCCAGGUCACCUCAGGCAAUGAGAAGCUUGUAGCUGGCAGGCAGGGAGGACCUGGGAAUGAGGAACGGAGGAGGACACAGCAGAUCAGGCUUGGGAGCCAAAGAAGAGGCCGAUGAGGGCCGGGGAAGAGGGUGAUGGGGAAGGGGCAGGGGCUGGGGAAGAGGGUAGACACACAGGGGUUUUAGGAGAACUAAAGACGUGGGCAGAGGCGCAAUGAGACAGAAGAAGAAAGACGUGGAAAAGCAGCAUCAGGGGCCUGCACGUCCCCUUGCCCAGCCCUCCUGCUGUCCUAGACUAAUGCCAGAGGCACACCCAGAAGCCAGUAGGGUGUUCCACUGUGGUGCAAUGGGAUCGGUGGCAUCUUGGGAGCGCUGGGACGCGGGUUUGAUCCCUGGCCCUGGCACAGUGGGUUAAGGAUCUGAUGUUGCUGCAACAGUGGCUCGCAUCUGAUUCCUGGCCGGGGGAACUCCCUAUGCCAUGGCGCAGCCCAAAAAAGAAAAGAAACCAGUAUGACUUACGCUGUGAGCAUGUCCUGAGCAUUUGCUGAAUUAUGAAGAGAAUUUCUCCAAAUGCCCCAUCUGACCAGGAAAACCUCCCAAACCUCCCCCCGCCGCCCAGCUCUGACUUGAGCCACUGGCCACCCAGCUCCACCACGUGCAUCCCUGCUGAGAAAAGAGCCAUCGUUACCACCAUCAGCACCACGCUCACUACCACCGUUAUCGUUACCCUCAUCGUAGCUAUGGACCCCCCAUCCCCUGGACACCCCACACUGUGUCCCCCAAGGGCUUGGAGGUGCUGGAGCCUCUGGGUGCCUCACCACUAUACCAGCGAGUCUCAACAUUUUUGCUCCCAAAAGGGACAUUCGGAAAUGCCUGGAGACGUGUGGUUGUCACAGCUGGGGGUGCCGCUGGCAUCUAGGGGCCAGAGGCCAGGGAUGCUUUUCAACCUCUGGUAGAGGCAGCAGAGUUAUCUGCUGCACAGUGUCAGAAGUCCUGAGGACAGAAAAACCUGCCGACAGAUCCUACUGUCCUCACUCCGCCCUUCUCGGGCCCUCGCCCCAAAGUGUCCACCUCACACCUCUGGUUCCUGGACAAGAAGUCAACAGGGCCCUGCUGCGUUGGGCUCUUUGUUCUCUUAUCGCUUGCAGCUCCUGGCCGCCACUGCUUCUACUGAAAAGUCAAUAUGAUGAAGAGCGCUUUGCGGCCGCCCUCACAGGGGAAAACACACAGAAACAAUUGAGGCCCGGAGCCCGGGGUUCGUCGGGGAUGGAGGUCAUGCUUGUCCAGGGCAGGGAGGCGGGGCCCGGGCUGCGUCCCCAGGGGUAUAAAGCAGGAAGGAGCGCUCGGGCCUUCACUCCACGGCGACGCACGACGUAGGGUCACUUCUCUGCUGCGGCCAGAUGGGCAUGGGCAUCAUGAAGUGGAUGGUGGUGGCCUUGGUCUGCCUCCAACUCUUGGAGGCGUCGGUUAUCAAAGUCCCGCUGAAGAAAUUAAAGUCCAUCCGUCAGGCCAUGAAGGAGAAGGGCCUGCUGGAGGAGUUCCUCAAGACCCACAAGUACGACCCCGCCCAGAGGUACCGCUUCGGCGACUUCAGCGUGGCCUUGGAGCCCAUGGCCUACUUGGAAGCUGCCUACUUUGGCGAGAUCAGCAUCGGGACCCCACCACAGAACUUCCUGGUCCUUUUUGACACCGGCUCCUCCAAUCUGUGGGUGCCCUCUGUCUACUGCAAGAGCCUGGCCUGCACCACCCAUGCCCGCUUCAACCCCAGCAAGUCCUCUACCUACUCCACCGACAGGCAGACCUUCUCCCUGCAGUACGGCAGUGGCAGCCUCACUGGCUUCUUCGGUUACGACACCCUAAAGAUCCAGAGCAUCCAGGUCCCCGACCAGGAGUUCGGCCUGAGUGAGACAGAGCCAGGUACCAGUUUCCUGUAUGCCCAGUUCGAUGGCAUCAUGGGCCUGGCCUACCCCGACCUGUCUGCGGGUGGGGCCACCACUGCCAUGCAGGGCCUCCUGCAGGAGGAUGCGCUCACCAGCCCAGUCUUCAGCUUCUACCUCAGCAACCAGCAGAGCUCUCAGGACGGGGGAGAACUCGUCUUGGGGGGUGUGGACAGCAGCCUGUACACCGGUCAGAUCUACUGGGCCCCCGUCACUCAGGAGCUAUACUGGCAGAUUGGCAUCGAGGAGUUCCUCAUUGGUGAUGAGGCCUCUGGCUGGUGCUCUGAGGGCUGCCAGGCCAUUGUGGACACCGGCACGUCUCUGCUCACCGUGCCCCAGGACUACCUGAGUGACCUCGUGCAGGCCACGGGGGCCGAGGAAAACGAGUACGGAGAGUUUCUCGUGGACUGUAAAGACAUCCAGAGCCUGCCCACCUUCACCUUCAUCAUCAAUGGUGUGGAGUUCCCUCUGCCACCCUCCGCCUACAUCCUCGAGGAGGACGGCUUCUGCAUGGUGGGGGUCGAGCCCACCUACGUGUCCUCCCAGAAUGGCCAGCCCCUGUGGAUCCUCGGGGACGUCUUCCUCAGGUCCUACUAUUCCGUCUUCGACCUGGGCAACAACAGGGUGGGCUUCGCCACCGCUGCCUAGACUCAGCCCCUGGACACCUGGGUCCCCUUUUCCUUCUCGGCACCCCACCCUACAGGGGGUUCUCUCUGCACUUCCUUACUGCAUUCAGCCUUCCUUCUCUGGACUCUGGACUUGCUCUAACAAUAAAUCAUUCUUCUCCAUGCUGA